UCUUUCAGGGGAUGAUGCGUUUGGUGCAAUGAUUCGCGACUUUGCAUUCCCGUCGCGUGUGGCACCCGAGUAGAGAAGUGGAGGUAGAUUUUAGUUGGUGUGAUUCCCGUGAUUUUUCAAGGUUUGAAUCGGGUGAACACCAUUCAUGUGCGUUACUUAUGAAACUGGGUGAGCGAUAGUAGGGGACAUAGUGCAUGGGGCAAGUUGUCAUGCCGUUGUUUCGCGACGUAAUGAGCGAUACGAAGUCGCGUAACGCUUCGAUGCGGUAGAAAUCGGUGACACGUUAUUCUGUUGCGUGAGAAAACCGUUUUUUAAGUCGCAACGCCGGCACUAUGGCCUGGCUCGGUACAAUCGCAAAUAACGUCCUGCGUAACAUCGUUUUCUCGGACACACCUCCGAAUGUCGUCCAAGAGGUCCGACCGGAGCAGUAUACUCAUCGACAUAUCCAUUCCCGCGAGGACGGGAUCGUACUUUAUGGACCUGGUGAAAAAUCUCAAAAAUAUGAAAUUGUAUUGCACAGACCUUGCACGGAAACUCUGCAUCAGGCGUAUAGCCUGUUUCGUUCGGAGAUUCCCGAAGAAGUUGAGACACGAUUCAUAAUAUACAAGGACAAAGUCCCUGUACUUGUACAAAUAGUACGCGAGAUGUGUAGCGUUGGAAAAAUUCAGAAACUAUGCGACACCUUGGUGGAACACCCAACGUGGACUCUGGCGCACUUAGCGGCCUACUUUGCACUCCACGACGCAUUUACGCACGCUAUUGUCAACAGCCAGCUUAACAGUGGUGACUUGGAGACCGGUAUCUCACCCUUACAAGUCGCCGUGCAGACCAACAAUCUGCGCACCGUCGAGUUGUUGAUAGCAGCAAAGAGUUCGCUGGAGCAUUUGGAUCACAACGCGAAUACAGUCUACCAUUACGCUGCCACAUCCACCAAGGAGAUCAUUCUUGCUUUGGGCUCGGGUCUUCCAAACAGUUUGAACAGUCGUAAUAGCAGCGGUCAUACUCCUAUUCACGUUGCGUGCCACAGCGACAAGCCCGAGUGCGUCAAGGCGCUCUUAUUGAUCGGUGCCGACGUGAACAUACCCGCUUCCGAGGGCCAACCUUCCAGUCCCGGUUACGUUGGCGAUUUCCUACACAGCCAACCAAACGUACUUCACCCCGAGGACAUGAAGUUCGGCGGCACGCCGUUGCACUGGUCGCGCAGCCGCGAGGUGAUCACGGCGCUGAUCGAGACCAACUGCGACAUCGAUGCGCUCAAUUUCAACGGACGCACCGCGCUGCACGUGAUGGCGAUGCGCAAACGGCUACCUUGCAUAGUCGCUCUGUUGAGCCACAUGGCGUCUGUAAAUAUUGUCGACAACGACGGUAACACGCCGCUACAUCUGGCCGUCGGGGCGGACACACCGGCGAUCGUGCAGGCGCUCAUCGGCUUCGGCGCCGAUAUCGACGCCCGAAACUGGAAAUCGGAAACGCCCGUGCACAAGGCGAACAUCGACACCACCGACGGCAACAAGAUAAUCUACAUAUUGCACGCGGUGGGCGCGCAGAGGUGUCCGGCCGAGAUGACGAGCUGUCACUUGGGCUGCAGACACGGCGAGAAUUACAGCGGCCUGUCGCCAUCGGAACCGCCGCAUUACAUGCCGCGCAACGUUCUCGAUCAGAUGCUCCACGUAUCCGGCAUGGAACAGAUGGCCGAAAGGAACAAACGAAUUAAAGGCGGCAAGCUGCUCUGCCUCGACGGCGGCGGUAUUCGCGGACUGGUUCUCAUACAGGCGCUGCUGGAAAUCGAGUCGGUUCUACAGCGGCCUGUGGUACACUGUUUCGAUUGGAUCGCUGGCACGUCGACCGGUGGUAUCCUGGCGCUCGGCCUCGCUGCUGGUAAGUCCCUACGAGAAUGUCAGGCACUUUACUUUCGCAUUAAGGAGGAUGCCUUUGUGGGCUCGCGACCCUACAACAGCGAGGGUUUGGAGAAGGAGUUGAAGAAGUGCCUCGGCAUGCACACCGUUAUGGCGGACGUUGUACGGCCAAAGAUCAUGAUCACGGGUGUACUGGCCGACCGGAAACCCGUGGAUCUUCAUUUAUUUCGUAAUUAUGAUGCAGCUAGCGUUCUGUUGAAACUACCGGAGAACACGAUGUUCAAGUCGACGUUGUCGCCAAAGGAACAACUACUCUGGAAGGCGGCGAGGGCGACUGGUGCAGCACCGUCGUACUUUCGAGCAUUCGGUAGAUUCUUGGAUGGCGGCCUGAUCGCCAACAAUCCCACUCUGGACGCCAUGACGGAGAUUCACGAGUAUAAUCUGGCGCUUAAAGCCGUUGAUCGCGAGAAAGAAGCGGUACCGUUGUCGCUGGUAGUUUCUCUUGGCACAGGAGUCGUACCGACCACAUGUACUUCGCAAGAAAUGGACAUUUUCCGUCCCGACAGUCUGAUAAGUACCGCUAAGCUUGCAUUUGGAAUUUCGGCGCUUGGCUCGCUGUUGGUUGAACAAGCGACAGCCAGCGACGGUCGGGUGGUCGAUCGCGCUCGCACUUGGUGUUCCAUGAUUGGCGUGCCAUAUUAUAGAUUCAAUCCGCAGCUAUCGACGGAGGUCGCCAUGGAUGAAAAGAAUGACGAAGUCUUGGUAAAUAUGAUCUGGUCCGCGAAAGCGUUCAUGCACGCGAAUCGAAAUCAAGUGAAAGAAUUAGCAGCUGUUAUUAAUCGUGAUCUCAACUCGGAGAACGAUAUUGCGGGACUAUAUUGCGCAUAGUUCCGCGUACAGUUGAUAUUAUUAUGUCGACAAUUUACCACUAGCUUAGCUACUUAAUUAAUUAUUUAAUUUAUUUCAUAUUUAGCAAUUUUCUGUCUGCAUGUAUUAGAAAAUCACUGCAACUUUUUGCUGAUGUCUCGACUGUGAAUGUGAUACUAGACCUAUGUCUACAUUAGGUACAAUAUCGUUUGCGAGACGCUUGCACAUGGUCACGUGCUCUCCUCUCCAAUUCAGUCAAAAUAAAAUUUUUUUCCUAAUCACUGAAUAACUAAGAAACUGAUGUGAUCUGAUGUAUAAUUAAAUAAUUUUUUUUAAUUUUAUUUAUAGAUCUAAUUGUAAUUUAUAGAUUUAAUUGCAAGUCCCAUGUUUCUAAUUCUAUUAUUUUUCUUUUGUGUUAUUUCCGCCAAAGAUUUCGAGGCGAGCGUUACAUAUUAAGAUGUAGAUCAAAGAAAGAUAUUUAGACAAUAGAUCUGAUUUAUUUAUUUAUAUUGUCACAGAGUUUACAGAGAAGAAUAAAUAAAAAAAAGAAU
Molecule: messenger RNA, 3274 nt
Organism: Ooceraea biroi (clonal raider ant)
Lineage: Eukaryota; Metazoa; Arthropoda; Insecta; Hymenoptera; Formicidae
Gene: iPLA2-VIA
Product: calcium-independent phospholipase A2 VIA
Biological process (GO): positive regulation of ceramide biosynthetic process; lipid metabolic process
Cellular component (GO): mitochondrion
Molecular function (GO): protein binding; long-chain fatty acyl-CoA hydrolase activity
Source: RefSeq, a predicted model, not a curated record